GUGAGACCCCAGCGCCACAUAGUGGGCAACAACGCUAAACACGUGCCCGAAGUUGUUUCCGGUGAGGCGAAUUAGGAUCAUCAUGGAGAUUCCAAGAAGUAGUGGUUUUCAGCUACGCCACAUGAUGUGCGAGUUUGGACAGCUAUCACGCCCUGAUGGUGAUGUGACUGUGUUUCAAGGGGACACGUCGGUUACAACUGCUGUUUAUGGACCAGGAGAGGUGCGCAUGAAUAAAGAAAUCCUCAAUAAGGCCACAGUGGAGACUGUUUUCAAACCCAAAUCAGGACUGCCUGGAUGUGCGGAGAAGAUGUUUGAAAGGACUCUCAGAAACACAUGUGAAACUUUCCUUUUAGCAGCACUACAUCCCAGAUCAUCCAUAAGUAUCAUUGUUCAGGAAAUUCAGGACUCAGGUUCUUUUCUAUCAUGUUGUGUAAACUCAUGUUGUUUAGCACUGUUAGACGCAAGUGUUGCUAUGAAGUUCCUAGUUGCAGCCGUAACCUGUGCUAUAGACAGUGAAGAAUGUAUUAUCCUGGACCCAACAGUUAAGCAAGAGAAAGACAGCUGUGCUGUCCUCACCUUCGUGUUUGAGAAUAAAGACGAUUCCAUACUGGCAGUGUAUACCACAGGUAGCUACACAGUCCAACAGUUCCAGCAGUGUUCACAGACUUGCGGAGAGGCCAGCAAAGCAGUAUUUGACUUCUACAGAACUUCCAUAGAAAAGAAACUUUCCAAGGCUACCUAGUUACAUUAAAUUUCCUAUCAUCAUAA
Messenger RNA from Mizuhopecten yessoensis (Yesso scallop), 768 nucleotides. RefSeq names its product exosome complex component RRP46-like. Gene Ontology annotation, cellular component: nucleolus; nuclear exosome (RNase complex); cytoplasmic exosome (RNase complex). Gene Ontology annotation, biological process: rRNA catabolic process; nuclear mRNA surveillance; poly(A)-dependent snoRNA 3'-end processing. Lineage: Eukaryota; Metazoa; Mollusca; Bivalvia; Pectinida; Pectinidae. The transcript has 2 exons. The record is from RefSeq and is a predicted model, not a curated record. Bases 83 to 742 code for a protein of 219 amino acids.